Molecule: messenger RNA, 1636 nt
Organism: Guillardia theta CCMP2712
Lineage: Eukaryota; Cryptophyceae; Pyrenomonadales; Geminigeraceae
Exons: 2
Coding region: 1-1605 (534 amino acids)
Molecular function (GO): protein binding
Source: RefSeq, a predicted model, not a curated record
AUGCAAGCCCUGAACAAGCCCAUCUCCAUCUCGCCGCUGAGCUCCGUGCUGGUCGGAAGUCGGAGCGUCAUCCGCUGCUCACACAUCUCGGACGAUGGCUCGGUGAUCGUCAACGGAAGCGACUCGGGGGACCUCUACAUCUGGGACUCGGAGACGAGCGAGAGCGUCAUGUCCUUUCAAGCUCACAAGAGUGUCGUCAACGCCGUCCGGUUCCUGUCCUCCUCCUCCCGCAUCCUCUCAGCGGCCUCGGACAACACCGCCAAGAUCUGGGACGAGCCGACGACGUCGUGCAUCGCUACCUACAAGGGUCACUCGUCUCCCGUCCUCUCCCUUGCCGUGUCUCCCGAUGAGAAGACGUUCGCCUCGGGGGCCGAGGACAUGCAGAUUCACCUCUGGAACGAGGAGGCGACGACCCUGCACGUGCUAAAGGGGCACGAGGGACCCGUCAGAGCCUGCGACUUCUCGCCCGACGGGCUGAGGCUCGCCAGCGCCUCUCUGGACAAGACCUGCAAGGUGUGGGACCUGGAGAGCAAGUCGGAGAUCAACGAGAACCCUGUUUGGAUCCAGAGCAUGGCGUUGUCGCCCUCGGGCACCUACGGGGUGUCGAGCAGCGAGGACGGGAAGCUGUGCCUAUGGGACACUAACAAGGCGGAGAUGGUGAUGAGAUGCGAUUGCGCGCAUGUCUGCCGCGUAGCAUGCUUCCCUCCCCACUCUGACGAUGUGUUUGUUGCUGCCUGCGACGACGGGGUGAUCCGAGUCUUCAAGAUCCCGGAGAUGCUGUCGUCAGGGAGCGGCUCGUGCUCGAUGGAGAUAGGCUACCACGACCUCUGCAUCCGGGCGCUGAAGUUCGCAAGGGACGGGAAGCGUUUCAUCACUGGCUCCCUCGACCACCUCGCUAAGGUGUGGAGCCUUGACUCGAUCUCGCAGGAGAUGAGCCUGCAGGGGCACGAGGGGUCCGUGCUGGACGCCGAGGUCAGCCCCAGCAUGAACCUUUACGUGACCUCCUCCACCGACAAGACCGUCAGGGUGUGGAACGCCAAGUCAGGCAAGGAGCAGUGGCAGGGGAAGCACGGAGCCUACGUGUACGCCUGCGGCUUCAGCCCGGACAACAAGAGAGCGAUCUCUGUGUCCGGGGACAGGACGGUGAGGGUCUGGACGGCGAAGAAGGGAGAGUGUCUCCACAUCCUCAAGGCCAAGUCUGCGCUGCUGACUUGCGCCAUCUCCGAGGCAGGCUUCCUCCUGUGCUCGGGCUACGAGGGCGCGAUGCACAUGUGGGACAUGAAGGCGUACGAGGCGCCGCCGCUCGACCUGGUCGGCCAUGACGCCGAGAUCAGGAGCCUGCAGCUGUCAAGGUUCGGGUCGUACGCGCUGUCCGCUAGCAACGACGGCAGCGUGCGGAUCUUCGACUGCAGGAGCGGGCAGCCGCUGGGGGCCCUUCCUUGGCCCUUUGCCUUCACGUCCAUGAGCUCUGUGGUCGACCAGGAGCGGGCGAUCUGCAUGUGCGGAGACAGCGAGGGGAACGUGUUGAUCGUUCGGAUCCACGGGGUUCACGAUAUCUUGCACCGCCAUAUCAGUCAUGGCGACAGCUUGUUGAGCAAGAAGUAAGAAGCAGCGAGUGUGUAAAUAUUCUUCAUGC